Messenger RNA from Tigriopus californicus, 1841 nucleotides. It is a transcript of the gene Top3alpha, whose product is annotated as DNA topoisomerase 3-alpha-like. Lineage: Eukaryota; Metazoa; Arthropoda; Copepoda; Harpacticoida; Harpacticidae. The record is from RefSeq and is a predicted model, not a curated record. Gene Ontology annotation, biological process: DNA topological change. Gene Ontology annotation, cellular component: nucleus. Gene Ontology annotation, molecular function: DNA binding; DNA topoisomerase type I (single strand cut, ATP-independent) activity.
CGUGAAGGGUUCUCCAAAUUCAAUAAGCUCUACGAAUUCCGAUGUCAAGUCCAAGGUCAAAACUGCGACAUGACCAUGACCUCCGUGUCCGGUCAUCUCAUGGGGCUGGAUUUUGGCCCCCAUUACCGAAAAUGGUAUUCGUGUCAACCCUCCCAGCUCUUCGAUCUGCCCGUGGAAAAGAAAUGUCCCGAUAAUAUGCUGCCUAUUAAGCGAACCUUAGAGCGGGAAGCGAAAAAGGCUCAAUGGUUAAUCAUUUGGACGGAUUGUGAUCGAGAAGGCGAAAACAUCGGCUUUGAAGUUAUUGAUGUGUGUCGAGCGGUGAAACCUAGCUUGAAGAUAUUUCGGGCGACCUUCUCCGAGAUCACACUUCCGUCGGUCACGCGCGCUCUAGAAAAUCUGGGACAGCCCAAUCUACGGGUCAGUCAGGCCGUCGAUGUAAGACAAGAAUUGGACCUCCGGAUUGGCGCGGCCUUCACGCGAUUUCAAACGAUGCGCCUUCAAAAGAAGUUUCCCACCAAAUUGGCUAAUAAGCUUCUUAGUUAUGGAAGCUGCCAAUUUCCCACCAUGGGCUUUGUGGUAGAGAGGUACAAAGCCAUCGAGAACUUUGUUCCCGAGGCAUUUUGGAAAAUAAGAGUGUUUCACAAAAUCGACGAUGUGAACGUUGAAUUCCAUUGGAGACGCUUAAGACUCUUCGAUGAAACUGCUGCACAAUCUUACCAUGACGUUUGCCUAGAAAAUCCAAUAGCUAAAGUGGAGGAUUGCAAGAGUAAACCCAAGAGCAAAUGGCGACCUUUGCCAAUGGACACUGUGGAACUCGAAAAGCUUGGCGCUCGGAAAUUGAAACUGUCGGCUAAAGUUGUGAUGCAGGCCGCCGAGAAGCUCUACACGCAAGGAUUUAUCUCAUAUCCCAGAACGGAGACCAACAUUUUUCCAAAAGAACUCAAUUUGCGACCUCUGGUGGAAAUUCAAACUCGAGAUCAGCGCUGGGGAGAUUUCGCGGGUGGAAUUCUCCAACAUGGACCCAAUCCCAGACCAGGCAAAAAAUCGGACCAAGCUCAUCCACCGAUCCACCCCACCAAAUUAGCCGCCAACUUGUCAGGGAAUGAAGCCCGGGUUUACGAGUUGAUUGUGAGGCAUUUUUUGGCUUGUGUGUCGCAAGAUGCCUUGGGCAAGGAGACCACGGUCAAUAUCGAUAUCAAUGGAGAGAAAUUCAUUGCCCACGGCUUGACCGUGGUCCAAAGGAACUAUCUCGAGAUCUAUAUCUAUGAUAAAUGGUCGGAUAAGGAGAUUCCGGAUUAUGUGCAGAUUCACACCUUUGAGCCUUCGCAAAUCGAUUUGACCCCAGGUCACACUCAACCGCCCAACCUUUUGACCGAGGCCGACCUGAUCUCUUUGAUGGAUAAACACGGCAUUGGAACGGAUGCGACGCAUGCUGAGCAUAUUGAGACGGUCAAGAGCCGCGAUUACAUUGGUGUACAAGACCGCGAUAAACUCGUACCUGGGGUGAUUGGCAUCGCCUUAUGUGAUGGCUACGAUGCCAUGGGCUUUGAAAUGUCGAAGCCCAACUUGCGAGCCGGAUUGGAGGCUGACUUGAAAAGUGUAUGUGAAGGCGGGAGACAGCCUGACGUGGUGCUUAGGGAACAAAUCGCCAAGUAUAAAAGCUUGUUCCAGAUAGCCGCUCAGCAAGUAACCAAAAUUGACGAGGCGUGUGCCCGAUACCUCAAUGAAGUUCCUCAGAAUCAGUAGAGGUUGUUUUGUUCAAUGACCCACCUGACUUCUGUACUUAUACCUUUGAUUUGUCACAUGAAUUCAUUCAGAUAAAAUAAAUUGCUUGUUAUGUA